UGCUGCACGUUACAGCUGUAUACAUGUCUUAUAACGCCGAUACAUGAACCCAUGUAUACACCACACAAAAAGAAAAAGUUAUUUCAUUAGCAUGGCGGUCAGUUCUUGUGUCAUGUUGCCCUGUUGACGCGGUAAAGGCUAGCUAACCGCAGCGAGAGAGGCGUGCAGACUCGUAUUAAGCAAGCUAGCGUUAGCUUAGCGAUUGGCGAGCUAGUUCUCUCUUGUUCACAGGUCAAGUAUUUAAGGCAACAUCAUAACAUGGCUGAAUCCAAGGAAGCGGCUGAAACGGAGGUAACAGAGGGGACAGACGGAGAGUCCAUGGAAGCUGCUUCAAAGCCGGGAGCAUCAGCAGAUGUUAGAGACGCAGAGCUUGUUCACACGGCGUCUCCUAGACUCUCUGAACAUGGAGAGGAGGAUAACUUUGUUGCUUCUGAAAACCAAGUGGAAAGUAAAGAAAUUGAACCUAAAGAAAGUAAGACGGCCUCACAGUUGUCUUCAGAAGAGGCAGUCGAUACGGUUUUGAUUCACUGUGAUGAACCAGGCAAGACCUCAGAUUCUGAAAUAGGGGAGGCUACUGAGGUGAAAACUGAGGAAAAGCCAGACAUUGACACUAAGGAGGACAUCGACACACAGCAGGAAAAGGAGUCUCCUGGUAGUAAAGUGAGGGUUUCUGCAGUGGAUGACCUCGAUGAGAUGAUGGACAUUGGUACAGUGGAUCAGGUGGAACAGGAAGCUCAGAUGAAAGAGGAGCAACUGAAUAGUUUGAUGGAUGUGGAUAGCUGUUGCUCACCUGCCGAUUCAAAUACAGCCUCAGUAGCAGAGGAUAAGAACUCUGUUAAGGAGGAAGCUGAUGAGAAACCCACUGUAUUAACUCCUGCAGAGGAGGACAACGUGAAAGUGUCUUUAGACGGGAUCCAGUCCAGCUCGUCUCCGUUGUCUGAAGCCUUGACCAGUACAGGAAGUGACAGCUCAUCACCAGUGACCGUAAUGAACGGAAUGAAAAUAGUUAAGAUGUCAAUACCAAGAUUAGACACUGAAAGCGUGCACGCUGCUACCCAGCCAAUCAAGUCAUCUCCUUCACCACCUUUGGUCAAGGUGAAGGAUGAGCCAAUAGACGAAGAGUAUGAACAAGCUCUAAUACCUCCUACAGCUAGUGUGAAAGAUGAGCCCAAUACUGCAAAGGAGGACUUGAAGAUUGGAUCGGUCUUCUCUGUGAGCCCAGCUGCAGAAACACAGACGCAACCCACCACCAACCCCUCAUCGUUGCACAUGUCCUGUUCUCACUGUAAUAAGAGCCUGAUAAAAGGACAGACUGCUUUCCAGAGGAAGGGCUCCCCAGCGCUCUUCUGCUCCACCUCCUGCCUCACCACGUCUCUGCCCACAGUCAAAGGAGUCUCGAAGGUCUGCCACAGCUGCCAAAAGUUGAUAUUUCGGCCUCAGGAUGUCAUUCUGGCUCCAGAUGAUAAAGGCGGCAUGAAGGAAUUCUGCAGCCAGAACUGCCUGACGUCCUUCAACUACAGGAAGUCCGCAGCCACUAAAACAGUACCACAGCCAAUAGGACCACAGUCACUCUGCAGCAUGUGCACCAGAUACUGCAUCAGUAAACAUGAGGUAAUCCUGAGCGGUGCCGUCCACAAGAUCUGCAGUGACGCUUGUUUUAACCGUUUCCGCAUCGUAAACAACCUGUCCAUGGCUGGCUGUGCGAACUGCGGCUCCUACUGCCACAUCAAACCGCUCAUGCUGAAGAUGGAUGACAGCAACAAAACUCUGUGCAAUGCAGAGUGUCUGGCCAAGUACAAAGAGAAAACGAAGAUAACCAAGGCUUGUACGAUGUGUCGCACUACCCGGUUGUUGUCAGAAACUGUUGACAACAAAAACAGUGAUGACUCUGUUAACCUCUUCUGUAGCAGCAGCUGUGUGAUGGCAUUCAAGGUUCAGUCUGUCAGUGCAUCAGGGGCUCGGUUAAAUUGUGAUAGUUGUGGGAAAAACUCGGUGCCGGCCUACCACCUGGCCAUGUCAGAUACCUCCAUCAGGAACUUCUGCACUCUUCCUUGUGUCAUGGCUUUUCAGGAUAAGUUCAAGAAGUCUCAGAAACAGGUGAAUAUUUUUACCAAGUUACCACUGGGAUCCACCCAAAUCCCGGCCAUCAUUCCUACUCAAACUCUACAAGACGUCCCCAAAGAACCUCUGAAACUGAACUGCUCCCAGUGUAACCGCAACAUAGCUUUUAAACCUGAAGUCAUCCAGAUCAAGGACAAGAUAGUUUUUGUUUGUAGCGUGGACUGUGCUCACGAGUUCAAGAAGGACAACGCUGUGACGAGCGUGUGUGAAUAUUGUAAGAUCGAAAAGAUCACCAGAGACGCCAAAAGAAUCAACAACAAAGACUGCUUUUUCUGCAGCGAUGGCUGUAAGCUCCUCUUUCGACACGACCUGACUAAAAACUGGGGGAAACACUGUCACUCCUGUGUCUACUGCCAAAGCGUGUCCAAGAAGCUGGUGACGGCCCAGUAUGGAGGCUCCACCGAGGAGUUCUGCUCUGAGGAAUGCAGGUCCAAAUACACCAUGCUGUUCUGCCAUGUUGCAAAGUGUGACACCUGCGGUCGCAAAGGGAAACUGAAGCAGAGUCUUCCCAUGGUGGGAGAAGUCAAACACUUCUGUGAUCUGACUUGUCUGCUGCAGUUCUGCUGUGAGAAAGUGGCCACCCAAGGCGAGAUCUUCAAAGAUAAAGAGGAGGCCACACCUGUCAUCGGCAACGUCAUCUCGCUUGCAGGGCCUCCAGUAGGCAACAGAACUGAGAGAACAGCCCAGCAAAGUACCCAACACACAAACACAGGCAGCGUAUUACAAUCAAAGAUCUCUGGGCAUAAAGAUACAGUGAAAGUUCUUCCUCCUCCUGCCCCCAAAAUCCUGAAGAACAAGGCCCUGCUCUGCAAACCGAUGGUGCAGAACAAAGGGGUCUCCUGUAGAACACAGACCGCUGAUGUCGAAGCACAGACAGAUGAUGUCCUCCCUAAAAUCAUGAUCAUUCCUAUCCCAGUGCCAGUGUAUGUCCCUGUACCCAUGAACAUGUACAGCCAGUGUACCCCCAGACCUGUGGCCAUGCCAGUACCGCUGCCUGUACCCAUGUUCCUACCUGUUACAAUGGACAGCGCUGAACGCAUUGUGGAAACCAUCCAGGAGAUCAAGGAAAAGAUCCCGUCUGACCCCUACGAGGCAGAGCUCAUCCUCAUGGCGGAGAUGGUUGCAGAACAACAUGAGAAGAACGACAAAGAGGAGAGACCAAAGGAGAAAGUGGUGGAGAAAGACCGAGAGAGACAUGCAGCAGCUGCUCCAGCAGAGCACACUAGUAACUACAGUGAUGAUUUGGACCCAGACGACUUGACCAGUUUCCUCAACAACUGGGAGGACACCUCUGAUGCAGGUCUAAGGUCCCCCAGUCGACCUGAUGGUCUCGAUGAUAAGCUCAAUCCGAUUCUAGACAUUCCUGUGGCCAGUGAGCAUUACUUCCAGCCCCCACCUCCACCUUCAGCUCCGCCUCCCAUGGACAUCGAAGCUGACUUUACUGUUGAAACCUUGGAGAGAAUGGCCCGGCUCAGAGAGCAGUCCCAGCGACCUCCGAGCCCUCCUGUCGCUCAGCGACGACGACAAGCUCACAGGAAAACCCGAGAAAAGAUGGGUCGUAAGUCAAAGCGGUCUAAGGCAGCUGAAGCGUCAACUCAAAAAGGCGUUUCUAAACAGGCCUCGGCUAUAGAACUCCCAAAACUGAAGAGUCAGUAUGGUGUUGACUCUUGGAAGCGAUGGAUCCAGUGGAGGCAAACUCAAUCCAACCUGGAGACGCCACGCUUUGGUUCUCGUCCCAUGGAGUUGAAGGAGGACGUUCUUCGCUGCACCACUGCUGAGCUGAGCUACGGCCUCUGUUGCUUUAUUGCUGAGGUGAAACGAACCAACGGAGAGCCGUACUCCCCCGACAGCCUGUUCUACCUCUGCCUUGGCAUUCAACAGUACCUGUUUGAGAACGGUCGUGUGGAGAACAUAUUCAUGGAUCGCUUCUACAAUAAAUUCUCCACUGAGUUCAAUAAUAUGCUGAGAGGUUUCAAGCCCUCGAUCACAGCAAGUGGUUACAUCCAUUCCCGUGUGGAGGAGGAGUUUCUCUGGGACUGUAAACAGUUGGGGGCGUACUCCCCCAUCGUCCUCCUCAACACUCUCCUUUUCUUCUGCUGCAAGUACUUUGGCUUCACCACGGUGGAGCAGCACCGCCAGCUGUCCUUUGCUCACGUCAUGCGUUGCACCAAAACCAACCAGAACAACACCAAGACCACCUUCCUGCGCUUCUACCCGCCAAUAUCCAUAAAUGAGCCCGAGUCGGGCCCCAGUACGACUGAAGAUUCAGAGAUGCCGGCAAAGAAACGCAAGGAGGAGGAGAGUAAAGAGGAUAUCCUGGAGAUGAUGGAGAAUACAGAAAACCCUCUCCGCUGUCCUGUCAGACUCUACGAGUUCUACCUCUCCAAGUGCUCGGAGUCCGUCAAGCAGCGCACCAACCUGUUCUACCUUCACCCUGAGCGCUGCUGCGUCCCCAACAGCCCGCUGUGGUAUUCCUCCACGCCUCUAGACGAUAUCACCAUGGAGGGGAUGCUCAUCCGCAUCCUCACUGUCAGAGAGCUUCAUCUCACAGCGAGAAGAGAUGGAGCAAUGGAGAAGAAGACACCCGAUGAUCCACCAUUUAUACCUGACGAGGCGGAAGAUGGGGAUUCAGAGUGACAAGGAGCAGAAGUGAUCUCUCAUUGGCGCAGUAGCUUGUGGUUUAAAUGUUUGUAGAUACACUGACAU
This is a messenger RNA of Etheostoma spectabile (orangethroat darter), 4827 nucleotides long. RefSeq names its product zinc finger MYM-type protein 4. The transcript is spliced from 27 exons. Gene Ontology annotation, molecular function: zinc ion binding. Bases 259 to 4758 code for a protein of 1499 amino acids. Lineage: Eukaryota; Metazoa; Chordata; Actinopteri; Perciformes; Percidae. The record is from RefSeq and is a predicted model, not a curated record.